GCUCUUCAGGCUAGCUGCUAAGCGAUGUUGCAUUGCAAUAGCUGCAGGUGUUGCAGGUGCUGCAUGUGCUUUCCCCUCACGCGGCGAGUGGUUAUAAAUUGAGGGUUGGUCGGUUUUCAAGGCUCACUCAUCCCGCAAGUGACUCGUCUUGACUCCGACAACCAUCACCAUGUCGCUUCGAUCUCUUCUCACCGUGAGCGGCCUCGUUUGUUCGGGCCUGGCCGGUGUUCUGCCCAAGCGGGCGACUCUAGAUUCCUGGCUUAGCAGCGAAGCGACCGUGGCGCGUACCGCCAUCCUGAAUAACAUCGGGGCGGACGGCGCGUGGGUUUCGGGCGCGGACUCGGGCAUUGUCGUCGCCAGUCCCAGCACGGAUAACCCAGACUACUUUUACACCUGGACCCGUGACUCUGGCCUUGUCAUCAAGACCUUAGUCGAUCUCUUCAGAAAUGGAGACUCCGCCCUUCUCUCCACCAUCGAGCACUACAUUUCGUCGCAGGCAAUCGUCCAAGGCAUUAGCAACCCCUCUGGAGACCUCUCGUCGGGUGGAUUGGGAGAACCCAAGUUCAAUGUCGACGAGACGGCCUUCACGGGGUCUUGGGGACGGCCUCAGCGGGAUGGCCCGGCUUUGCGAGCCACCGCGAUGAUCGACUUUGGCCAGUGGUUGAUUGAAAAUGGCUACACCAGUGUCGCGACCGAUAUUGUUUGGCCCCUGGUUCGGAACGAUCUGUCGUAUGUGGCGCAAUACUGGAACCAGACGGGAUAUGAUCUCUGGGAGGAAGUGAAUGGUUCGUCUUUUUUUACCAUCGCUGUGCAGCACCGCGCCCUGGUGGAAGGUAGCAGUUUCGCGGCCAGCGUCGGCUCGUCCUGCUCGUGGUGCGAUUCACAGGCCCCUGAGAUCCUCUGUUAUCUGCAGUCUUUCUGGACGGGCGAAUACAUCUUGGCCAACUUUGAUAGCAGUCGUUCUGGCAAGGAUGCGAACACCCUCCUGGGAAGCAUCCACACCUUUGACCCUGAGGCUGCAUGUGAUGACACGACCUUCCAGCCGUGUUCGCCGCGUGCGCUUGCCAACCACAAGGAGGUGGUCGACUCGUUCCGGUCGAUCUACACCAUCAACGAUGGCUACACUACCAGCGAGGCCGUGGCGGUUGGUCGGUACCCCGAGGAUUCGUACUACAACGGUAACCCCUGGUUCUUGUGCACACUGGCCGCGGCGGAGCAGCUGUACGACGCGCUCUACCAAUGGAACAAGCAGGGGUCUCUGGAGGUGACCGACGUGUCGCUGGACUUUUUCCAGGCGCUGUACAGUGAUGCCGCAACGGGCACGUAUUCCUCAUCCAGCGCCACCUACAGCAGCAUUGUGGAUGCCGUCAAGACUUUUGCGGAUGGCUUUGUUUCUAUUGUCGAAUCCCAUGCGGCCUCCAACGGCUCCUUGUCCGAGCAGUUCGGCAAGUCGGAUGGCCUGGAACUCUCUGCCCGCGACUUGACCUGGUCGUAUGCUGCUCUGCUGACUGCCAACAACCGCCGUAACUCCGUUGUGCCGGCUUCCUGGGGUGAGACCUCUGCCAGCAGCGUGAUCGGCACCUGUGCGGCUACGUCUGCCUCUGGCACCUACAGCAGUGUGACUGUCACCUCGUGGCCGACGAUCGUGGCUAGUGGUACCACGUCUGCGACGACUGCCACGGGCACAGGCAGUGCGAAAUCUACCACGAGCAGCAAGACCACCACCACUGCAAGCAAGACGACGACCUCUUGCAGCACUCCUACUGCCGUGGCAGUGACCUUUGAUCUGACCGAGACCACCACCUACGGGGAGAAUAUCUACCUGAGCGGGUCGAUCUCGCAGCUGGGUGACUGGGAUACCAGUGACGCCGUGGCGCUGAGUGCGGACAAGUACACCUCCAGCGACCCGUUGUGGUAUGUGACGGUGAGCCUGCCCGCAGGCGAGUCGUUCGAGUACAAGUUCAUCAAGGUUGAGUCGGAUGGCACAGUGGUAUGGGAGAGCGACCCGAACCGGGAAUACACUGUCCCUCAAGCGUGCGGCACAUCGACUGCGACGGUGACUGAUACAUGGCGGUGAUGGGUACAUCGUAGAUGAAUGUCAUUCAGAUAUAUGGUGGUAAUUAUGGAGGACUGUGCCAUAUGAGGUCAUGUGAUAUACUGCGACCGAAAUAUUCGGAAUUAACCUCGGAUAUACAGAUAUACCGCAUUCCUGUUCAUGCAAGGUCAAUCCCUGUUCCUGACACCGAUUCCUUGGAAUCCACCCAAAGUAGCACCUUGCUGAUAGUCCGCGACACAAAUGGCCUGAUCUGACCUUGUCUUAUCGCAGGA
Molecule: messenger RNA, 2328 nt
Organism: Aspergillus sclerotioniger CBS 115572
Lineage: Eukaryota; Fungi; Ascomycota; Eurotiomycetes; Eurotiales; Aspergillaceae
Product: putative glucan 1,4-alpha-glucosidase
Exons: 5
Coding region: 170-2077 (635 amino acids)
Biological process (GO): polysaccharide catabolic process
Cellular component (GO): fungal-type vacuole
Molecular function (GO): starch binding; glucan 1,4-alpha-glucosidase activity
Source: RefSeq, a predicted model, not a curated record